AUGGGGAGCUUCAUUCAACUUCAAAUUGAUGGCGACCUUUUGGCUUCCCCCGACAAGGCUUUCGUCUUUGCUUACUAUUGGCUCGGAAUCUUUCGUGUUAGCAACUUAGCCAUCCACGAUCAAGAAUGUGGUACUCCAAGGAGUCAACAUUGCAAGGAUAUUAGAAACAUAAAAUCCUUUAAUAGCAAAUCCUGGCAUUUUGAAUUGAAUGGAAGCAAUAACAUUGUGUUUGAUCACGUUACAGUAAUUGCACCACCAAACAAUCCCAUCACAAACGGUGGUAUCCACAUUAGCAUAUCUUCCAUAGGUGUCACCAUCCAAAACUGGUUGAUUAUUGCCACUGGAGAUCACGAUUGCAUCUCCAUUGGGCCUGGAAGCCAUAAUAUUAACAUAACUAAUGUCCACUGCAGUUCUGGCCAUGGAUCAGCAUUGGCAGUCUCAAAAAUGUUCGAUAUUAUACACUUUGGUGCCAAACCUGAUGGAAAAACAGAUAAUAGUAAGGCAUUAAGUAGUGCAUGGAGUGGAGCUUGUGAAAAUAAUGGAGGUGGUGUUGUUUUAAUACCAGCACAAGGAAGGUUUUUGGUUUUGCCAUUGUUGCUUCAAGGUCCAUGCCAUGGCGUUAUUCGUAUACAGCUUGAUGGCGAACUGUUGGCUCCCUCUGAUAAGCAAUUUGCUACCGGCGACUAUUGGCUUAGUAUCCAAAAUGUCAACAACUUGUUCAUCGAUGGUUUGGGUCGCUUGACCGGCAGUGGUUCUUCUGCUUGGCCCUCCCACUCCGCUAACCGUCCUAUCUCUAUGAAACUCAAUAAUAUCAACACUGCAAGUAUCAAGAACAUAAGCUCCUAUGAUAGCAAACUCUUCCAUUUCGCUGUGCAUGGAUCUCGAGAUGUCACGUUUGAUCAUAUAACAGUGGUAGCUCCAGGAGACAGUCCCAACACAGAUGGAAUCCACAUUUCAUCGUCAAGUGGUAUAAACAUCAUGCAUUCGACAAUCGGUACUGGAGAUGAUUGCAUCUCAUUGGGCCCUGGAAGCAAAUCCAUCAACAUAACUAACGUUUAUUGUGGUCCUGGUCAUGGAAUCAGCAUUGGUAGCCUUGGAAAGUACCCAAACGAAGAAAAUGUCUUCGAAGUCACGGUAAGAGACUCCACAUUUGUUGGCACAACCAACGGUGCGAGGAUCAAAUCAUGGUCGUCUUCGUAUUCCAGCAUGGUUAGCAAGGUCACAUUUGUCAAUCUCCAAAUGAACAACGUCAAAAAUCCUAUCAUCAUCGAUCAAAGUUAUUGUCCAGACUCUUGUGGUCCAAAUGAUAUGAGUAAAUCAAAGGUGCAGAUUGAAGAUGUGAGAUAUGAAGGCAUAAGGGGGAGUUCAAAUACACAAGUGGCAGUAGAUUUCGAAUGCAGCCAAGUUCUUCCAUGUCAAGGCAUAGUGUUACAAGACAUUAACCUUACUUUCAAUGGUGGUGGCCAAUCAACUUCCAUUUGUCAUAAUGUUAAGGGUUCUACUUUUGGCCAACAAUUACCUCCCUCUUGCCUUUAA
Messenger RNA from Cucumis melo (muskmelon), 1536 nucleotides. RefSeq names its product exopolygalacturonase-like. The transcript has 6 exons. Gene Ontology annotation, biological process: carbohydrate metabolic process. The coding region runs from base 1 to 1536 and encodes 511 amino acids. Gene Ontology annotation, molecular function: polygalacturonase activity. NCBI's taxonomy places the organism in Eukaryota, Viridiplantae, Streptophyta, Magnoliopsida, Cucurbitales, Cucurbitaceae. The record is from RefSeq and is a predicted model, not a curated record.